Molecule: messenger RNA, 304 nt
Organism: Gongylonema pulchrum
Lineage: Eukaryota; Metazoa; Nematoda; Chromadorea; Rhabditida; Gongylonematidae
Source: the annotation of a GenBank genome assembly
GGUUACCAAAAGGAGAACAUGCACUGAUUGUGCAUCAGUCCGGUGAUUUAUCGAACUCUUGUGCCAAUAUUGGCCCAGUAAUGGUAACUACUAGCAAGGAAAAUAUAUCUGCUAUAUUUGGUAACGUUGACGCGCAUGGCGACGAAAAAGUAACAGUUGAUCGGGAAAUCGAUUGGCCAAGUGAUGUGUCUCUGGUGGGACAUUCAUUGGUUUUGCAUAAGCUGUCUGUAAUGGAGUGGUCGUUGCGGAGCACGAAUACAUUGCCGCUCGCUUGCGGUACCAUCGGUUUCGCAUCCCGGUAGAU